ACAAUUAUUGCUCUUUAGUCCGGUUUAGUCACUGGAACCAAACGGAAUACUUUAGCGACUAAACUUUAGUCUAGUGACUAAAGGAACUAAACAGAGCCUUAGACAGGAGAUUUUACGUAUUCCAAAAAAAACUAGAUGUAUUACAUGCAGAACCAAAUACUGGUGUUGAAAUAAAUUACUAUUUUUAUUUUUCUCUCACCCUGCAUCAGCUAGCUAUUUGAGGACGCCCAAACAAGUGGCCGAGGCCGAGUUGACUACAGGGCACAGGCCAUCCGAGUUCCAAUCCUCCACGAGGAUUCGGCCAUUCGGAUAAACCACAGCCCACAGGCCACAGGCGCGACAACAAUGACCGGCAGCGACACCGCCGCGGCCUCGGCGCAGCAGGCGGACGCGGCCGCUAUAUGCGGUCAGAUCGCGUCCGUCUUCUCCGCGCCCUCGCCGCGCCCGCCCGCGCGCUCCGUCCUGGUCUCGGAGCUGGAGGCCGCGGCCUCGCGGGGCGGCCGCGUGUUCGUGCACGGCGUCGGGCGGGAGGGCCUCAUGAUGCGCGCGCUCUGCAUGCGGCUGGCGCACCUGGGCCUCCCCGCCCACUGCGUCGGCGACGUCACGGCGCCGCCAGCGGGCGGCGGGGACCUCCUCGUGGCCUCGGCGGGGCCCGGCGCGUUCUCCACCGUCGACGCCAUCUGCGGCGUGGCGCGCGGCGCCGGCGCGCGCGUCCUGCUGCUCACGGCGCGCCUCGAAGGGGACUUCCCGCGGCGUCAGGCCGACGUGGUGGCACACCUCCCCGCGCAGACCAUGGCGGAUGACGAGGAGGGGGCGGGGGAGACGGAGACGGAGACGGAGGCGGAGGGGUCGCCGGCGCGGGCGAAGCUGCCGAUGGGCAGCCUGUACGAGGGAGCUAUGUUCGUGCUGUUCGAGAUGGUGGUCCUGGAGCUCGCGCGCGUCUUGGGUCAGAGCCCGGCCCAGAUGAGGGCCCGCCACACGAAUUUGGAGUAGUGUUGAGCGCCGCUGCCGGUGUUUGGCAACUACAGAGCGUCACUGCCAACUCACACGAGUGGCUUGGCUACACACUGGGGUAUUUGUGCGCUGAAGGGAAGUGGGAAGGAGCAGAUUGAUCCUUGUUCUUGAUAGCGUGUGUGUAAUCAGAGCUAAUAAUUUGUUAGCAGCUGAGUAAUAAAGUCACGCCCAGUUUUUUUUUUAAAAAAAAAUUCAGCGGUUAUGACGUUAAGUGCCAGAUGAUGGUAUUUACAGUAUGUUGUAAAAUUGAUACAUAAUGCGUGCAUUGUUUCUGUGAUA
This is a messenger RNA of Zea mays, 1293 nucleotides long. RefSeq names its product Sugar isomerase (SIS) family protein. The transcript has a single exon. Gene Ontology annotation, biological process: carbohydrate derivative metabolic process. NCBI's taxonomy places the organism in Eukaryota, Viridiplantae, Streptophyta, Magnoliopsida, Poales, Poaceae. Gene Ontology annotation, molecular function: isomerase activity; carbohydrate derivative binding. Bases 346 to 993 code for a protein of 215 amino acids. The record is from RefSeq and is a predicted model, not a curated record.